Molecule: messenger RNA, 1727 nt
Organism: Ectocarpus sp. CCAP 1310/34
Lineage: Eukaryota; Phaeophyceae; Ectocarpales; Ectocarpaceae
Source: the annotation of a GenBank genome assembly
AUGUGGCCAACACCUCCCGUCCGGAUCUUCGGGAUCUGGCCGGCAGUCUCCUCGCGGGGAUGCGCAAGGCCAACGCCCGCGCUACUGCUCCUUUGGUGUACCCUGGCUGCAGCGGUCCGUCUUCAGCGACCUCCGGUGGCUUCCAGCAACCAGCGCCCGACCGUGUCAAGAAGGCGCAACCGUCACGCUCGAGUCGGGAGAGUGGUCCUGGCAGCUCAGGAGAGGAGUCUGGCUGGAGAUCGGCUGGAGCCUCGCGUCGACCCCAGGAGCCCUCGUCUUCUUCGGCGGGAGGGAGCCGGGAAAGGAAAAUAGCAAAAUGUAGCGGGGAUGGGGCAAGCGGGUCCAAGACAAAGGGCGGGACCGGGUCGGGCUCGGACACCACCUUGUCUCGCAAGCCGGGCCGACAAAGGCAAGUAGUUCCGUCCCUUAUGGACGCGUCUUCGGAUGCUCGUUUCUUUUUGCGUGAUGAUUUCGUUCCUCCGAGUUCGGCCCCCUCUGUUUCUUCGGAAACUCGUGUUGCGUUUUCGAACCUUCCGGCUUCGCCCCCCCCUGUUUCUUGGGAAACUCGUGUCGCGUUUUCGAACCUUCCGGCUUCGCCCUCCCCCGUUUCUUCGGAAACUGCUGCACCCUCUGUUUUUUCUACAGCUCACCAUGCUGUAGAUUCAGAAAUCGUGCAGAACCCUGGGUUUUCGAACCCACACCCCCCCUCGGCGUUUGUGCCACCAGAGCCGGGUGCUCCGCAUGCUGUGUGUGGUCUUCGGACCAUGCUCCCCCUGCUGCUUCGGUAGCUACUAUCACACCCCCCGUUGUUGUUGAUGAUCGUGUUUUGCCACUUUCUCCGAACAUCGCACAUGCUCGUCAAGCCACGAUAGAUGCGACCGAUGCUCAUGCACGUGCGGCUCCUGUCACUACAGUGAAACGCGCGUACAUCACCCUCAAUUUGAAAAAGUCGAGAGUGUCGCUACCAUGCCCUUUCCUGCAACUCUGUUGCCUGGCGAUGACUAUCAGCAGCUUCUUCGCACAACACGUACGGCUUUAUCCGAUAUUUUGUUGUUGUGUGAUGAGCAGAGUGAUGGGUUGUACGGUAAUGAUUUCGUGCGUGGAUGGGAACGACCUCUCGAAAAGAAACUUUUGAGUGCGAUCACCCCUGACAAGCCCUCUACUGCCGAUCUCGUCCUCUCCAUCACUGAUUACUGUCAGCAGGUGAAGAGAAGCUUGGACGGCGGUGCCACUGGACCAGAAGCUUUUCAGUUGCUGUUGCGUCAUCGUGCAGAGCAACUUGAUGUCGGCGACCGUGAAGAGUCGUUUUUGCAGCUACAGCAAUUCGGUGUAGCAGAUGGUACUUCUUUCGCGGAUUAUCUUCGUGCUUCCAUUUGUUGGUUUCGUCUGUGACUAGCUCUGAACGUACUCUGGAUCCUAGUGUAUCCAUGGUUCUCGAAAUAGUGAGGCAUUUGGUCUGCAAGAAGUUUCCGAGUUUGUCUCCGAUUUGUACCCGGGUGCCCUGGCCACGGCCGUCACUCCUUUUGGGUCGAUUGUGGAUACGUGGGAGGCGUUCGCGCCUCUAGCGACCAAUAAAACCCCGGCUAUCGGCGGUUCGUCUUAUUUUUCGUUGUCUUCGACAAUUGGCUCCUCGCAGCCUCGGCGGUCCCACCACCGCGCUCCCGCGCCCUCGGGCUAGUGGGCAACCGGUUCUGCUCAGAACCCUGUAGUUUUGCCGGUACAAUCGC